Lachancea fermentati is the source of this 555-nucleotide messenger RNA. NCBI's taxonomy places the organism in Eukaryota, Fungi, Ascomycota, Saccharomycetes, Saccharomycetales, Saccharomycetaceae. The record is from the annotation of a GenBank genome assembly.
AUGCUCUACCUAACAGCUACCGCAACUCUAUCGGACAACAUCAAAUGUGUGUAUCCCAAGGAUACAGAAGAGGAACCGGCUGAGUUCUGUUUCGAACUGGUUUGUACUGACUGUCGGGAAAAGCAUGAUUCCAAGGUCACCAUAAACAGAUUCGAAGAACAUGAGAUGAGUGGUGGUAAGGGUAAGGCUUCUUUUGUGAUGAAAUGUAAAUUUUGUGGAAAAGACUGUUCCGUAACCUUGGCUCUCAAUGAAGAAUAUAUCUACAGUCCUGAAUGCCGUGAAGAAUUGAUGGCAAAUAUCAAAACGAAGAGAAAGAAGCACGGAAUCAAGAAUAUUGAUUUAGGGAAAGCUGUACUUUUGUCAUUAGACUGCAGGGGAUGUGAAGUGAUUUCUCUAGACCCAUCAAACUUAAUUUUUGUAGUCGAGUUGCUUUCUGGUAAGACAAUGGAAUGCUCUUUUGAAGAUGGAGAAAAUGAAUGGUACGACUAUGAUGAGGAUCUUGGUGAAGAGGUAUCUGUAACCGAUGUAAUUUUCGAUAUUGAGAAAGGUAAAUGA